Brachypodium distachyon (stiff brome) is the source of this 889-nucleotide messenger RNA. Its product is annotated as actin-depolymerizing factor 3. Gene Ontology annotation, molecular function: actin filament binding. The record is from RefSeq and is a predicted model, not a curated record. The coding region runs from base 158 to 619 and encodes 153 amino acids. The transcript is spliced from 3 exons. Gene Ontology annotation, cellular component: actin cytoskeleton; cytoplasm. Gene Ontology annotation, biological process: actin filament depolymerization. NCBI's taxonomy places the organism in Eukaryota, Viridiplantae, Streptophyta, Magnoliopsida, Poales, Poaceae.
CUAUUUAAGCAGCAGACAAGUCGCCAUGGAUAAUCAUCAGCAAACCUCGAACACAUACUGAUCACUGCCUAGCUAAGCUUGUGCGCACCAAGUGACAUCGAUCCUCCGUUAUUCGUUGCAGCAGCAUCACACAGACCAAUUUCCCCCAAAUCAAGAAAUGGCGAACGCGACGUCCGGCGUGUCGGUGGCGGAGGAGUGCGUGAAGGCGUUCCAGGAGCUGCGCACGGGCCGCGCGCACCGCUUCGUGGUGUACAAGGUCAACAACACGGACGCCGACGAGUCUGCGGCGGAGCAGGUGGUCGUGGACAAGGUGGGCGGCCGCGACGCCGCCUUCGAGGACCUCGUGGCCGCCCUCCCCGCCGACGACUGCCGCUACGCCGUCUACGACCUCGACUUCACCGUCGCCGCCGCCACCGCCGCCCACGCCGACGGCGAGGCGCCGCGCAGCAAGAUCUUCUUCAUCUCCUGGUCGCCGGAGACGGCGGAGGUGAGGAGCAAGAUGGUGUACGCGAGCUCCAACGAAGGGUUCAAGAAGGAGCUGGACGGGACGCAGAUCGACGUGCAAGCCACCGACCCCAGCGAGCUCACGCUCCAGAUCCUCAAGGACCUCGCCGCCUAAUCAGUCUUCUUUACCAACUCAAAAUCAUUGAUCCCUCCUCGUGUGCGUGUUGUCACGUUGGCCCUGCCCCUUCGUGCGUGUGCAACAACAAGUUCCGUGCUUUACGGACCGGCGUUACGUACGUGGUCGAUGAUGUAUCUCAACUUGCUGCCUUUCUUCGUGGAUCGAUCGUGUGUCGAGGUGUCAAGGAAUUGAUUUCCCUGUAAUGUAUAAUGUUUGUGAUGCGUGCUGUAUGAGCAUGAAUAAUAAUAAUUGAUUGGUUUACAAUUC